This is a messenger RNA of Closterium sp. NIES-65, 480 nucleotides long. Lineage: Eukaryota; Viridiplantae; Streptophyta; Zygnematophyceae; Desmidiales; Closteriaceae. The record is from the annotation of a GenBank genome assembly.
AUGUACAUCACCCUCUACUACAUAGUCACCCGGCUCCCUGACUCCCUUCGUGUAAUCAGGGACCACUUCCUCUCAGUUUGCCCCACCACUCUCACCGUUGACCUCCUCGAGAAGGCCCUCCUAGCAGCAGAGAAGAGCAUAGUCGCUGUAGGAGCCUCUCGUGGUGACCCUCGCACCCCCAUCUUUGAGGGUCGGUCGGCGCUGCGUUUGCCCCGAGCGGGAGACGCCGCACCGGCAAGGGCAAGGGGAGCAAGGGUGCUGGAGGGGCUGGCCGGGGUGGCGGAGGUGGCGGUGGAGGCAGUGGAGGGGGUGGGGGUGGUGGUGGGAGUGGUGGCGGGGGUGGAGGUGUCGGUGGCGGCAGUGGAGGCGAAGGCGGCGGCGGCGGUUGCGGUGGGAGCGGAGGUGGCGGAGGUGGCGGCGGUGGAGGCGGCGGCGGCGGAGGAGGUGGAGCUGGUCGGGGUGGAGCUGCGCAGAGGGUGA